This is a messenger RNA of Dermacentor albipictus, 2001 nucleotides long. The record is from RefSeq and is a predicted model, not a curated record. NCBI's taxonomy places the organism in Eukaryota, Metazoa, Arthropoda, Arachnida, Ixodida, Ixodidae.
GCGGCGUGCAGCUCACACGCAGCUAUAGGCGCGCUUCCCAUCUCUUGGGAACAACGCUGUCCCUGCAUUGAGCGACACGACCGCGCUUUCGCCAGUGAAAACGCGAUAUCUGGUAAACGCUAUCCGCACGGGGAGUACCGCGCAGCGUCACGAAAGCUGCGGCCACGCGCAUUGCAUCGACGAACGGGGAGGGAUCUGCGAGUAUACGAAAGUCGAAAGCUUCGUGCGCCGGGAUCGUUGCGCCACCCUAAUUUCGUUUUUCACGGAUACGGUUGACAAAGAGAAUGGCGCGGAUGUUCUUGGCCCUUACAGAGGCGGUUAUACGAGAUAACGAAAGGGUGCGUUCGAAUACCACGUAGCCCUUUUCGCCUCCCCCCCACUGCAUGCAGUCGCGGAACUCAGCCUGUCCCGAUCAGCCGCACGCCCUCGCUUCUGUAGUGUUGCACGCAACGAUCGAGCCUCGAUCGGCGCUCGGGCUACCCGGAUUCACGCUUCAACUGGCUGCGCCGGAAACUGGAGCGCGCUCGCCCACAACACGUGCUUUCCAUGCCCAGAGCCGCUGCUCGCUGCAAGCGUCGCGCGGCGCCGGUUGCAACAAAAGCAUUGGGUAAAGCCAACCAGGGGCUGGUUUUACGCUCGCUCCGACUCCCAAAGACCUCGACCGGCCUGGAACGCUACUGCGACACAGCGUCAGCCCGGAGCUGACAUCGGGGAACCGGGCGUCGAGCAUGGGAUCUCUCGAACGCCUCGCCGUUGCUCUGGCUGUCCUGGUCGCUUCUGGAACGAGCAGUUAUGCAGAAGCUGCCGUCAUGCCGAAUGAACGAGGUAACAGCUUGGCUGCUGGAGGACCUUCGGUGGGCGCUCCAAUCAGGCACAACCUUGGAAAACGAGCUGUGCCUUUGCCCCCCGCAUCAACCGUAUCCGCCGUACCGACAGCAGAAGAAAAGACAAACGCAGAAGAAUCCACCGAAGUUCCGAUGGCGGAGUCAGGCACAGCUGCAACCAUGAGUCCUACGGACGGUAACACGGAUUCAACGGUAGAACAAGGCACAACAAUGAUUGAAGGCACGGAACCAGAAGCCACGCAGACACCCUCAGUUGAGACGGAAGUGACGUCGGACGUUACCAAAACCUCAUCGGAUAUUUCGGGAACGCCUUCCGAAACCCCAGAACCAACAGGCUCAACGUUAGUAACCACAGGGACGCCUGUGGAAGUCGCAUCGAUCGGUGAAAUCUCGACAACGCAGGCGGUGGAAACGCCGGCAGGCACAACACCAACACCAGUGCAAGAAAAUACCUUCACAACCGGCAUGGAGACAACAGCAAAACCAGAAACGAAAACUCCAUCCAUGACUGACACGGCCGCUCAAACUACCUUUGGCGAGACUACUCCACAAAUGCCUGUCAGUUCAUCGUCUCCGUUGACUGAGAUCCCCGCGACGCCGCCUACUCCAAUCGCCACGAUGCCACCUACUUCGAGCCCCACGACGCCACCGACCGUGAAUCCUCCUACACUACCGACUCAGAGCCCUACGACACCGUCAACUCAGCUACCCAGUACAAUACCGACUGAGAGUCCUCCGUUACCGUCAACUCAAAGCCCUACGACACUGUCCACUCAGCGACCCAGUAAAAUACCGACUGAGAGUCCUCCGUUACCGUCAACUCAGAGGCCUACAUCGUAUCCGACUCGGAGGCCUUCGUCACAGUUUCCGAACCUGCCGUACAUGCCUAAUCCUAUGCUGCUGCCCAUGGGGCUCGACGAGUUCAUGGGCAGGAUCGGCGUAACCAAAACUUCAAAACAACCCGUGAACCUUCCUUCUUUGUCGCGGCCUAUGAGCCCAAUGCCCUUGCUAUGACCUCAAGCGAGCAACCCCCGUCCUCCAUCACACACACUCUCACACACACAAGCCCACACACCGCCCUUCCUCGACCUCCGCAUCAUAUCUUUCAUUCUUUGCGCACUGUUCACAAUGAUAAUAAAAAAAAGCUGUAACAUUG